Molecule: messenger RNA, 1038 nt
Organism: Onychostoma macrolepis
Lineage: Eukaryota; Metazoa; Chordata; Actinopteri; Cypriniformes; Cyprinidae
Product: Receptor expression-enhancing protein 6-like
Exons: 5
Coding region: 175-717 (180 amino acids)
Source: RefSeq, a predicted model, not a curated record
GGAAUCAUUAUUUGUAUUAGUUUCUAUUGGUCGCCGUAGACUUUGCUCAGUCCCGUGCUGCUGUGAGGGGACAAACUUUCUGGAAGUGUAGUUAGUUUGCUUGGCUUGGAAAACUGUUUACAAUUCUGGCAUCGGCCGCUACAUUCUGCUGUACCAUAAACGAGGACGGACAAGAUGUUAAAUGCUGUUACAGAACGUUACGAAGCGUUUUUUAAGCAGAAGAAUGUGGUAACGGAUUUUCUAUCGCUUUUAGAGGAAAAAACUGGAGUUCGGAAACAGUACAUUGCAACAGGUGUAGUAUCUAUUGUGGCACUCUAUCUGUUAUUUGGAUAUGGUGCCUCCCUUCUCUGCAACUUGAUUGGUUUUGCAUACCCAGCGUAUGCCUCCAUCAAAGCCAUUGAGAGUAACAAUAAAGAAGAUGACACCAAAUGGCUAACCUACUGGGUGGUUUAUGGACUCUUCAGUGUGGCUGAAUUUUUCUCUGAUAUCUUCCUCUUUUGGUUUCCCUUUUACUAUGCUGGGAAGUGCCUGUUUCUGCUGUGGUGCAUGGCUCCGGUCUCCUGGAACGGCUCUCAGAUCAUAUACACACGUGUGGUGAGACCUUUCUUCCUCAAACAUGAAGCAGCAUUCGACAACGUUGUCAGUGACUUGAGUGGAAAGGCCAAGAGUGUGGCAAAGGAAGGCUUCACAUUGUUGAACAGUGAUAAGAAUAAAUGAUUCGAAGGUGGCGAUAUGAAGAAUCAUUUUACCAGGAGCCUUGUGUUUACGUUUGCCUUUUUACUUUUUGACUAUCAUAUUGUUUAAGUCCUUAUAACCCCACCUAAAUUAUUAAUCUUAACUGUAUCUGAGCCAGGCAGCACAAUCACCCCAAAAUGGGCCUUAAAUGUUCUUGGGAUACUAUUUAAUUUAAUUUCACAUUUGUUUUGUUCAUCCUAUAUUUUAGCUUUGACCAAUGAAAGAAAUGUCGAAGGCACUGUCUUUUAAUAAAUAAAACUGGAAGGAUCUAUGCUUAAAUAUUAAACCUAUUGUCCAAAUUUG